UUUGCCAUUCCUUGCUUUUGCGUUUUUCCCUGAUUUAUUGUUUUGUCCACAACAAUGUGGUAGGAAUAAAAGAUUUGCAGUUAACUAUAUCCCAAAAAAAAUGAGCAGUCGGUGCCACUACGGACCUCCACUGGAUUCUGACUCAGACAGCAGCUACGAUGGGUUCUACUUCUCGAACGAUCGAAAACGAGUGAAACCCGCUCCUUACGUGGAUCCCGAGCAAAAGCUGUACAAUGCGGCGGUUGACGGAGAUCUCCCGAUAGUCCAAGAGGAGAUGCGCAGGCUGGGCUUUCAUGUGGACCAGAACGUAAGAGGUGGCCCCAACUUGUUAAUGAUUGCCUGUUGCGAGGGUCACUACGAGAUGGUUAAGUGGUUGGUGGAAGAGGGAAAAGCCAAUGUUAACCGGCAGCUGGACUCUUUGAUGCCGCUAAUGGCUGCCUGCGAUUGCUCCCACAAGGAUCCCUAUGUGGCUGAGAAAAUAGUGCGCUUGCUUCUGCUCCACGGAGCGGCUGUUAACGUGUCCGAUAAAUACGGAAUGACUCCGUUUAUGUCUGCAUGCCAAAAUGGCUUCAUAGGCGUAGUGCGUCUCAUGAUCAAGGACGUCAGCUUUGAUGCUGUGGACAACCAGGGCUGCACACCCAUUUUCCAUGCCAUCGAAAAGAAUCACGUGGAGGUGGUCAAACUUCUGGUGGAGGCCGGUGUAAAUGCGACGAUAGCUAACAACAAAGGAUACACGCCCACACAGGUGGCCGAGUGCCAUGGGUACUACGAUCUACUGGAGAUCCUGCCUCGCCCAGCCUUUACUUACUCCGUGCCCGUACACUUUUUGGGCUACAACACACUUAGGGAUCAUAUUCCACGCAUAUUUCUGAAAAGCGACUGUCCGGAGUAUUUUCAGGAGCUUAACGGCAUUCUGCAGUCCAUAAAUGCUGGAAAUAUGGUUCAGCAUUUUGCAAUUGCUCGGACCUCGCUGGCGGAGUUCCUGGUCAUGGAUGAGCAGUCGCUACGGGACGUGGGAAUUGAGUAUCCUAUCUACCGCAACAAGAUCUUAAAGGGCAUUCUAGACUUCCAUCUCCAUCAUUGGUCCAACAAAUCUAUAGCCCGAGUCAAGCAGGACGGCAUGGACAACUUUUACGAGAUUCUUAUGAUUGCUGCCAAUCAUCUGCAGCAGUUGAUAAUCAUUCAGGCUUCCUUGCGCUUCAUCCUCAAAAAUCAGCAGAAGGAGAAAUUGGGACAGACUUCGGAGAUGCAACUAGCCAGUAUUAAGAGCAAUUUGCAGGGAUAUCGAGAUGUUCUCAAUCAAGUGACUAAGACCGUCAAAUAUCUUGGUUCAUUCAGUCCCUCCCAAAAUCCGCUCUUCAUUGACUUUAACGAAAUCCUGGCCGAGCGAAAGCGCAAGAAGGUUCGCAACUACUUUAAGUACACCACCAUUAUCCUCGGAAUCUCAGUUUUCAUUUGCCUUAAGUGCAAGUGGUUUUCAUAGUAUUUGUUACAGAACAUUUCCAAUAUAUAAGUCAAAUCGUUUGCAGUAAAAAGACCUGCUUUUCUUAGCGCUCUGUGAAUUUGCGAUAUUUACUUGUGUUUGCAUAAUCAAAAUAGUUGUAGUUGAAAAAAGUGUUUAAGCUUAACUCGAAUUAAAAGAGAAUGAAAAAUGAUCAAGCAUUUUUUAGGUAUAAGUAAACUUUAAAGAAACAUGUAAUCUCCAGUUAUUAUUUUGUUGUUUAACACACGAAAUACAAAUAUUUGUAAAAUAUGUAAUAUAUUGUUGAGACAAUAUAACAUUUGAAGCAAUACAAAAAAACAAAUUAAAUGAAAUGUUACCUGAAAUCGAAUAACUACCUGGAUAUGAAUAUCGUACAAAUAUUCAAAAAUGUAAGCUUAAGUCCAUUACAAAAGUCACAAUAACGAGAAACAAAUAUAUAUUUGAAAUUUGAAACCUAACGAAUGUAAGAAACACCUAAUAUUAUUAUUUUUAUUAAAGGAAAAAUAAACGAAUUGUUAAAUUUUAAAA
This is a messenger RNA of Drosophila ficusphila, 2011 nucleotides long. It is a transcript of the gene Gasz, whose product is annotated as ankyrin repeat domain-containing protein 27. Gene Ontology annotation, molecular function: protein binding. The transcript has 5 exons. The record is from RefSeq and is a predicted model, not a curated record. Lineage: Eukaryota; Metazoa; Arthropoda; Insecta; Diptera; Drosophilidae. Gene Ontology annotation, biological process: piRNA processing. Gene Ontology annotation, cellular component: pi-body. The coding region runs from base 101 to 1483 and encodes 460 amino acids.